AUGACUUAUUUCCUCACGAUGCCCACUCCAAGAUCAUCAAGUCCGCUAAAUCGCGGGCGCAACGUGAUUAUGAUGGUGUCGGAUGGGUUCGGUCCUGCUUCUCAGACCUAUGGGCGAUCAUUCUGGCAAUAUCAGAACAAUUACACGUCAGAUCACAUAACCUCUCUUGAUGAGAUCCUCGUUGGAUCAUCUCGCACUCGCAGUAGCAACAGCCUAGUAACAGACUCUGCAGCUGGCGCUACAGCCUUUUCUUGUGCUUUGAAAUCCUAUAAUGCUGCUAUUGGAGUGGAUCCAAAUGGUGUUCCUUGUGGCACAGUUCUUGAAGCUGCCAAGAAGGCCGAUAUGUUAACAGGAUUAGUUGUAACCAGCAGGGUCACACAUGCAACCCCAGCAGCAUUCUCAGCUCAUGUAGCCCAUCGUGAUAUGGAGGAAAUUAUUGCAACGCAACAGAUUGGCGAUUAUGAACUGGGACGACAAGUGGAUCUCAUGUUGGGUGGUGGUCGAUGCUUUUUCUUACCCAACACUACGGAAGGAAGCUGCCGUACAGACAGCAGGGAUCUCAUCAGAGAGGCUCAAACCCACCAUGGUUGGAAACAUGUCUUGUUUAGUGGAACCGAAUUUGAAUCUCUGGUAAAGGCUCGUGACGGAGCAGUACCUCUUCCGCUCAUGGGCUUAUUUAAUUCCGAUCAUAUGAACUUUGAGAUCGAUAGGAGAAACACUCAAUCAGAUGAGCCUUCAUUGAACAGGAUGGCAAAAGUAGCCCUAGAAUCCCUGAAAGCAAAUUCUAGGGAAAAAGGGCGAGGAUUCUUCUUAAUGAUUGAAGGGUCUAGGAUUGACAUGGGCGCGCACAAUAACGAUCCCGUGGCUCAUAUUCACGAAAUCUUGGAAUACCACAGAACCAUCCAGGUGGUUAAGGACUUUGUAGCUCAGAACGAAGACACAAUCAUGAUCUCGACCAGUGACCAUGAGACUGGAGGCUUUACGCUAGGAUUGCAAGUUGACCCAAAGAUCUACCCAGAGUAUCUGUGGCGGCCUGAGGUCAUUGAGCGUGCGAAAUUAUCGACCGAGAUCUUGACGAUGAAGCUCAUGGCAUUCCACGCAAAUGAACCAAAAGUUAAAAGCGCUCAUAGCCAGGAACGUCGUCGCCGCGUUGAACAUUAUGUAUCGACCGAGAUUUUAGAGAGAGGAUUAGGAAUCAAGGAUCCUUCCAUGGAUGAGAUCGAGUCCUUGGCGGACCCUACAGUACGAUCUGCUGAUGUCAUGCGAUUCCUGAGUCGUGCCAUCUCUCGUCGAGCUAGUCUUGGAUGGACCACCAUGGGUCAUACAGGUGUAGAUGUUAAUCUUUAUGCUAAGGGCUCACCCGAUAUUGGGAAGUACACCAUGGACAAAUUGAGAGGCAAUCAUGAGAACACGGACAUUGGAAACUUCAUGUCAUGGUUCUUGGAUUUGAACCUAAAAGAUGUUACAGACCGUCUUGCCAAGUAA
This is a messenger RNA of Lobosporangium transversale, 1485 nucleotides long. RefSeq names its product alkaline-phosphatase-like protein. Gene Ontology annotation, cellular component: fungal-type vacuole membrane. NCBI's taxonomy places the organism in Eukaryota, Fungi, Mortierellomycota, Mortierellomycetes, Mortierellales, Mortierellaceae. Gene Ontology annotation, biological process: dephosphorylation. The transcript has 3 exons. The coding region runs from base 1 to 1485 and encodes 494 amino acids. Gene Ontology annotation, molecular function: alkaline phosphatase activity. The record is from RefSeq and is a predicted model, not a curated record.